Molecule: messenger RNA, 1305 nt
Organism: Coniophora puteana RWD-64-598 SS2
Lineage: Eukaryota; Fungi; Basidiomycota; Agaricomycetes; Boletales; Coniophoraceae
Product: globin-like protein
Exons: 3
Coding region: 1-1305 (434 amino acids)
Biological process (GO): nitric oxide catabolic process; cellular response to nitrosative stress
Cellular component (GO): intracellular anatomical structure
Molecular function (GO): oxygen binding; nitric oxide dioxygenase [NAD(P)H] activity; heme binding
Source: RefSeq, a predicted model, not a curated record
AUGGGUAUCCCUAGCGGCAUUGAUGGUCUCCCUAACCCAGGCCCUUUGACCGAGUCUCAGAAAAAACUGGUCAAGGCCACAGCCCCUAUUCUCGAGGAGAACGGUACUACGAUCACGAAGCGCUUCUACAAGCAGAUGCUCGACGGCAACCCGGAGCUUAAGAACGUGUUCAACCACAGCAAGCAGCAACGGGGCGACCAGGCUGAGGCCCUAGCACGCGCGGUCUAUGCGUACGCAGCAAACAUCGACGACCUCACGCCCAUCAUACCUGUAGUCGAUCGCCUUUGCAACAAGCACGCGUCUUUACACGUUGUUCCGCACCAGUAUGCGAUCAUUGGGUCGAACCUCUUGAAGGCAAUUGCCGACGUUCUCGGUGCGGACGUCUUCAAGGGCGAGUUGUACGAGGCAUGGGUCGCCGCAUACUGGCAGCUCGCGCACCUCCUUAUUGAUCGCGAGUCUGCGCUUUACCGACAAGCUGGCUGGGAGGGAUGGAAAGAGUUCGUUGUCGACAAGAAGAUCAAGGAGGCAGAUGAUGUCACAUCGUUUUAUCUCGCGCCGAAGGAUCGCACGCCACUCCCCGUUCAUCGCCCUGGACAGUACAUCUCAGUUCAGAAAUACAUCACCGAACUUGGCGUCCUACAAUCUCGACAAUACUCCCUCUCUGACUCCCACCACCCGGACUACUUCCGCAUAUCUGUCAAGCGCGACGCAGGCGUACGUGCCGUUGACCCUGCCACAGGCGAAGUCGACGUGUCCCAGGCCGGCCACCUCGGCUGGAUGUCGAACCUGCUGCACGACAAGCUGAAUGAGGGGGACACCAUCGAGGUCACAGCUCCCUUCGGCGACUUCUUCCUCGACGACACCAACGGCCCUGCCGUCCUCAUCUCAGCCGGCGUCGGCGUCACUCCGCUAGCCUCAAUGCUGCACACAAUCCUCGAGCACACCACCGAAUCUGAAGCCCGCCGCCUCGUGAGCUGGAUCCAGGUCGUCCGCUCGCGCGCCCUCCACCCGCUCCGCAAGGAGGUCCGUCGUCUGCUCAAGUCGCGCCCUGAGCAGGUGCGCAGCGCGAUCUUUUACUCGGCGCCCUCGGCGGAAGAAGUCGAGGGCGAGGAGUACGACUUCCGAGGACGCAUGGAUCUCGACUGCGUUGAGCCGCUGCUGCACCUUGAUAACUAUAACGCGCAUUACUAUCUCUGCGGACCCGAGCGAUUUAUGGUGGAGAUAGGGAGCAAGCUGAAGGCGAAAGGUAUUGGGCCGAGUCGCAUUCACGCGGAGGUGUUCGGUCAGGGUGCUGUGCCUUUGUAG